UCGGCGUCCUAUGUAAAAACAUUUAAUUAUUUUGUUUUGAUCGCGGAUUAUUACCGUAUCCCAGCACGCGAAAUGCUGCAUCCCCAGGCGAUGGAAUCCAUACCCACUCUGCACCAGCCGCUGCACUCGAAGGUGUCAAACUAUCUAAACAACCAGCGGAGAACGGGACAAUUCUGUGACCUGCUCCUGGAACUGGAUUCGGAUGACUCCCUCAGCCUGAGUGUCCAUUUCUGCGUGCUGGCUGCCCAGAGCCAGUUGAUAAGCACCAACCAGAAGCAGCAGCAGUUCUCCAUCCACAAUCCGCUGAAGAUCACCAUCCGGAAUUUCAGCUGCACCCAGUGCCUGCACACAAUUGUGGACUUCUUCUACGAGGACAUAAUGUCCGUUUCCAAGGAGCACGAGCCACACUUUCGGGAAUUGGCACAGAUCCUGGCCGUAACCGAACUCCUCAAUCUCUUCCAGCUGCAGCCGUUGGGCGAGGUGAAGGAAAUUUCGGAGAUUACGACGCCUGGAGGCGUGGAACUGAAUCCAGAGCCCGCGAGGAAGGCGGAGGAUGUGUUUGAAAACCGACAGAGUUACUUUAAGUUAAAGAACCCGAGGGCCGUAAAGUCCAGCAGCAAGGUAAACUACUGCAUUGGCUGCGACUACAAGUGCUAUCAGGUGCAGAAGAUGAUCGAGCACAUGGGCAGCUGCGAGCCCUCUCAUCUGACCUGCUCCCUUUGCGAGGUGGGCUUCCUGGACUGGCGGGAGUACGACACGCAUCUUCGCCGGCACUCCGGUGAUCUGCGCAAACCCUUCUUCUGCCUGCAGUGCGGCAUCCGCUUCACCACUCGAGCUGCCCUGCUUGUCCAUCAGCCCAAGCACUCCACCGAAACACCUCACAUCUGUCCGCAUUGCGGCAAGGGCUUCAAGUGGAAACAGGGCCUGAGCAAUCAUAUCCUGGUCCAUAAUCCCGAGAAGCAAAUGCUUUGCGACGUCUGCGGCUACAGCACCACUCACAUGAAGGCCCUCAAGUCGCACAAACUACUCCACACCGGCGAGUUCUUCGCCUGCACUGUUUCGGGCUGCAAGCAUCGAGCCAAUCGCAAGGAAAACCUCAAGCUGCACAUCGAAACCCACAAGCAGGGAAGGGAUUUCAUCUGUGAGAUCUGCGGAUGCAAGUUCAGUCAGAGCAAGAACCUCAAGCGACACGCGUUAAAACAUACAGAGAAUGGUCCCAAUCGGUACAAGUGCCAAUUGUGCGGAUUUAGUAGUCAUCGAUCGGACAAAAUGAAGGAGCACGUGCAGCGGGUUCACACGGAGAAGGCGGUGCAAUUGGAGCUCUCGGAGACGGUGGACAGUUCCUUUCCCGAUGACUUUGAUUUACCCGUAAUCGAAUCCUUUGCUACGCCCAAAAAAAAACCCAAGGAAGUCAAGAGCAAAGAAAAAAGGGAUACAAAUCCUGACAAACGACUGAAAACUUUACUGCCGAAAGAGACUUUUGAAUAG
Messenger RNA from Drosophila takahashii, 1488 nucleotides. It is a transcript of the gene Plzf, whose product is annotated as Promyelocytic leukemia zinc finger. Lineage: Eukaryota; Metazoa; Arthropoda; Insecta; Diptera; Drosophilidae. Gene Ontology annotation, molecular function: RNA polymerase II cis-regulatory region sequence-specific DNA binding; protein binding; DNA-binding transcription factor activity, RNA polymerase II-specific. Gene Ontology annotation, biological process: regulation of DNA-templated transcription. The record is from RefSeq and is a predicted model, not a curated record.